Molecule: messenger RNA, 359 nt
Organism: Drosophila serrata
Lineage: Eukaryota; Metazoa; Arthropoda; Insecta; Diptera; Drosophilidae
Source: RefSeq, a predicted model, not a curated record
GAGAAAUAAAUUGAAAUAUGCCGAAGAUUGUGGGAAGACUGAUGCAGUUAUUGAUGUUCAAGUCAAGGGCAUUUUUCCAAGGCAAUCAGAAUGUCUGCAGGCAUUUGUAUGAGAAGGCCAGGGGUGAGGAGAAUAUACACUUCCUUAAACUGCAAAGAGACCAGCUCAAAAUGUUGCGCCACAGGAUUCUCAGCCAGAAGAAUGAUAUCACAACAAAAAUGAUUAAAAUGGAUUCGCAAAUACAAUCAUUGGAGAAAGCCACCCAACCAGAUGGCGGUCAAAAAUUCAAAAUUUCUGAUACUUAAAAUCACUUGAAAUCAUUUUGGGAAAAUAAAAACAAUUGAAAAAAACGGCAAUGA